AAGAAGUAUAAAUGUAACGUUUGUGACAAGACGUUCUCGAGAAGCAACACCCUUGUGACGCAUAAGAGAAUACAUACUGGAGAGAAACCAUUUAAAUGUGAAGUUUGCGACCGGGCAUUUCGACAACCAGGGAAUUUGACUCGACACCGUUUAACUCAUACUUCCAUUAAACCCUAUGUCUGUACAGUUUGUAACAAGGCGUUCAACAGAGCCAGCAAUCUUCAGACUCAUAUGAGAAUUCAUUCU
Messenger RNA from Lottia gigantea (owl limpet), 246 nucleotides. RefSeq lists its product as hypothetical. The record is from RefSeq and is a predicted model, not a curated record. Gene Ontology annotation, cellular component: nucleus. The transcript has 2 exons. The annotation marks the transcript as partial. NCBI's taxonomy places the organism in Eukaryota, Metazoa, Mollusca, Gastropoda, Lottiidae.